Messenger RNA from Jatropha curcas, 2448 nucleotides. RefSeq names its product aluminum-activated malate transporter 9. Gene Ontology annotation, biological process: malate transport. The record is from RefSeq and is a predicted model, not a curated record. NCBI's taxonomy places the organism in Eukaryota, Viridiplantae, Streptophyta, Magnoliopsida, Malpighiales, Euphorbiaceae.
UCGUUUCCAUCUUGCAUCUACCAACUGAAUACCCUCGUCCAGUGCCAUAUCUCUCCUUCAAUGUCUCUUUGUCCCGUCUCUAUCAGAUUCAGUCCCUUGUUGUUUUAUCAUCAAGGAAGAAGAACAGAACAAAAAUAACGAGCAACCACGCAACCAUGGCGGCAAAAAUGGGUUCUUUUAGAUAUACUUUUGCAGAGAAGCGAGAGAGAUUGCUUUCUACGAAGGGUUAUUCCGAGAUUGGCUUUCCUAAUAUAUAUGAAGAACAAUAUAAUUCGAGAAAUUGCUGUAGCUAUCGUUUCUGGUGCGAUAAUGUUGCUGGGUUCUGCAGAAGUGUGCAGGAUGUUGCCAUUAAGGCUUAUGAGAUGGGUAGGUCCGAUCCCAGAAAGAUUGUGUUCGCCGCGAAGAUGGGUUUGGCUUUGAUGCUCAUUUCCAUGCUGAUUUUCUUGAAAGAGCCAAUUAAAGAACUUAGUCGAUAUUCUGUUUGGGCUGUUCUUACCGUUGUUGUUGUCUUUGAAUUCAGUAUAGGUGCAACUCUCAGCAAAGGAUUUAAUCGUGCACUCGGGACAUUAUCAGCAGGAGGCCUUGCUCUUGGCAUGGCAGAAUUGGCUCAAUUAUCUGGACAGUGGGAAGAAGUUGUUAUCAUUCUUAGUAUUUUCAUCGCAGGCUUUUGUGCUUCUUAUGCAAAAUUGUAUCCAACAAUGAAGCCUUAUGAAUAUGGGUUUCGUGUGUUCUUGUUGACUUAUUGUAUGGUCAUGGUGUCUGGGAAUAGGACACGGGAAUUUCUCCAUACAGCUGUUAUACGAUUUGUGCUUAUUGCAUUGGGUGCUGCAGUUGGUUUGGCAGUAAACAUAUGCAUUUAUCCCAUCUGGGCUGGUGAGGAUCUGCACAACUUGGUCGUGAAAAACUUUAUGCGAGUGGCAACUUCUUUGGAAGGUUGUGUUAAUGAGUACCUGAAUUGCAUAGAAUAUGAAAGGAUCCCUUCCAAAAUCCUUACUUAUCAGGCUUCUGAUGACCCACUUUAUAGUGGCUACAGAUCAGCUGUAGAAUCUACAAGCCAAGAGGAAACAUUGGUGGGUUUUGCUAUUUGGGAGCCACCUCAUGGUCCUUAUAAAUCAUUUAGUUACCCAUGGAAGAACUAUGUAAAAGUGAGUGGUGCCCUAAGGCAUUGUGCAUUCAUGGUCAUGGCACUGCAUGGGUGUAUACUUUCGGAGAUACAGGCUCCUGCUGAGCGAAGACAAGUCUUUCGGCAAGAGUUGCAAAAUGUAGGAUCUGAAGGGGCUAAAGUGCUGCGUGAGCUUGGGAACAAAGUGAAAAGGAUGGAGAAACUGGGUUCAGAAGACAUUCUUUAUAAGGUUCAUGAGGCUGCAGAAGAGUUGCAAAACAAGGUGGACAGGAAAUCAUAUCUUCUUGUCAAUUCAGAGAGCUGGGAAAUUGGAAAUGCAGCAAAUGAUAUGGGAGAGCCUCAGGAGUUGCUUAACUUUGAUGAUGGUAUAAAUAAAGUGUUGCAACACAAAUCCCGUAGCGAAGCUGUGCUUGAUCUCAGAUCAUUGACCAUACCAAAAAGUUGGGAAGGCAUGACACAUGUCAAUGACUUCAAGCCUCCCUUGCCUCCAGGUGUUUCUACGGAAACCUUGUUCAAGAAACAGGUCUCCUGGCCCAACCGUAUCUCAUUUACUGCCGAUGCUGUCCCACAGUUGGAAGAAUCAAAAACAUAUGAAAGUGCUAGUGCAUUGAGUCUGGCAACAUUUACAUCACUUCUGAUUGAAUUUGUUGCAAGGCUGCAAAAUCUUGUGGAUGCAUUCGAAGAAUUAAGUGAGAAAGCAAAUUUUAAAGAACCAGAGGAGCUGAUAGCAGAAGCAGUGAUAGAACCUACCGGGUUCUGGAAGAGAUUGCUCAGAGGUUUGAAGUUGCGGAACUAAUUAAAUUCUGAACAUGAUUAAAGAUCUUGAAGCGCAGAAAACUCUGAAAAGGAUCAAUUCCUUGAUUAGAAUGACAUUUUACUGAUACUUGUAUAUUCUAGGUUCUGAAAUACAAUAAUUUUUUUGGCUUCGACUUGAUGGAACAUCACAAUGACCAGUGCCAGAGUUUGAUUCCACGGGGUGCUCAAGGGAUGUCGAUAUUUAGGAUGAUAUUGCAUGACCGCUCAAGGUGUUCGGUUCAGAUCAUCUCCAGAUAAAGAAGGAUAGGCAGUAAUUUUGCAGUUUCAAGAAUUUAUAGUGCAACUGCAUAAUCAAAGGGACACUGGAUAAAAGAUGAUGCAUGCAUGGACAUGGGACCCUACAUGUGGAUGUUAGGGCAAGAAAUUUGACAUGUAAAUGUAAUUCGUAAUUAGAGACACAUCUCUCUGUUGUUUUCUUCAGGAUGCCUUGUCUAUCAUCCUUGAAUAUUUGAACAUGUAAGUAUGCCUCAACUCCAUUCUCAAAGAUAACUCUGUUCUCAUUCUUUUUU